Messenger RNA from Capsella rubella, 667 nucleotides. Its product is annotated as 14.7 kDa heat shock protein. The transcript is spliced from 2 exons. The coding region runs from base 85 to 507 and encodes 140 amino acids. The record is from RefSeq and is a predicted model, not a curated record. Lineage: Eukaryota; Viridiplantae; Streptophyta; Magnoliopsida; Brassicales; Brassicaceae.
AGAGAGAGAGUCUCACACACAGUCACACAACUUUCUUUGACUUGCAAAAAAGAAACAGCGUCGUUUUGAGAAACGAGCUGCAAAAUGGAAGCCAACGCAAGCAGCUCCGGCGAGAAGAGCUCUCCGACUCCAUUGAUGAGGAGCCCGUUUCUGAAAAGUGGGAGUGGGGCGGUGUACGAGGUGAGUGAGACGAAGAAGGCGUGCGUGAUGAGAGUCGACAUGCCUGGGUGUCCCGAGUCAGAUCUCACCUACUGGGUCGACCCCGUGGCCAACAACGUCCACUUCUUUGCCGACGAACCAGCCAUGCCGGAGUACGAAAACACCGGACGCAAAUACGGAGGAUCCAUGGUGUUCAACCCAAAGGCGUUCGACGUCAAGAAAGCUAAGGUGAAGCUUAUCAACGGAGUGCUCUGGGUCACCGUCCCUAAGAUCCCCGGCAAAAACGCCUCCAUUGAAGUCAUUGAGAAGAUGAUCCAUUACCCGAUUGAGAAACAUCAUCGCACCUGAUCUCUUCGUUUUCUAUCUAUUGCUAGCUAGCGUAUGGCUUUUGAUCAUGCACCUGGUUUUAUAUAUUUAUGUUUUAUCCAUCUUUUAUGGUUUAAGACUUUUUUAAGUAGGCUAUAUAUCGAUCUUGCUUCUUCUAUAUGCAUUUCAGUGUUGUCAGCUU